UGUUGCUUUUCGAGCAAAAUAAGAAAAUGGCAUGAAAAAUCAUAACAUGUAGGAUAUGUAUAAGGCAAUAUAUUUUAACUAUAUGGUAAAUGAGCAAAUUUUUUUUAGAAAAAGUCGUUUCCUUCUUUUUUUUUCGGUGUUUGUCAAUGUCAUGUCGUUAUUCAUGAAUACUGAACUGCUGAAACUAAAAGUCAAAGUGAAAGAGAACCAAGGCAUUAGGCAGACGUAAAUCGGUCAACAGAAGAACAGAUUUGACAGAAAGAAUGGACAUAAUUACAGAUAAAGUUCAGGAUCAAAUCCUUAAAACUUGUAAAAUGCUUCUCAAUGAAGCAGAGAAAAUCCAUGACUUGGAAGUCAAACAUAAAAAUGACCCAGAUCUGCUAGAUUUGAAUUUCAAUUCUUUGGUAACUGUUAUAGAUAACAUGAAAACAGAGGUUAUGGAACAAAACACUGUGGAAACAGAAGUUAUUAAAAAAGUCACUGUGGAAACAGAAGGAGAUACUGCAAAAACAGAGCCAAUUACUUUAAAAAGAGAACCAGUUGCUAUGGCAAAAGAACUAGUGUCUAUAGUAACAGGACAGUUCACUAUAGAAACAAAAUCAGGUGCCAUGGUAACAGGGCCAGUUAUUCAAUCAAAAAAGCAAGAUACCUAUAAAAAGUCUACUUUUAGUGAAAAAAUGUUUAAUACUUUGAACCAAGAUAGUUUAGAAAAUUCUACGACCACAACAAAUGCAUAUUCUAGUUCAAAUCCUGCAACAAUAUGCUUGACAAAUACAUUAAACCAAACUACAAAUGAAAACACUUUACAGAUCUUGACAAAUAAAUCAUUCCAACCAAGAAAUCAAAACAUUUUACAAUGUAGUAACGAAAAUUUGACAAAGACAUCAGCAAAAGCUGUCCUAAAUGAACCAUUUACACUGAGUAAACAAUCUUCCAAAACUGCUGAAAUGUCAUCUGAUGCUUUAACUGAUCCAGAUGAAAUAAAAAAGGAAAUUGUAGAUUACUUAGAACAGUCUGGUACCUCAGAACUGAUUCUUAGUAGGAAUACAGUCAGAAAUGGACAAGAAAUAGACAGAGACAAUGAUAAAAGCAGAGAGGCUCAGAGUGGCCAAGAACUGGAAAAAGGAGAAGAAAUUAAAUUAGAACCAACUGAUGAUGAGUCUAGCCUUUAUACAUACGAAAAAAUAUCACAUUUAAAUAAAUAUGUAGGUAAAAGGUCAAGGAAGGUUUACAGACUGUAUAAGUGUACGGUGUGUAAGAAGACAUUCGAUUAUCUCUUAUGUGUGCAGAACCAUGUCAGAAUACACACUGGAGAAAGACCAUAUAAGUGUGGAGCAUGCCCCAAAGACUUUGUUACAAAGUGUAGUCUGGCAGAACAUGAGAAAGUUCAUACAGGUGACCGUCCACAUGUCUGCCACAUCUGUGGUAUUACAUUUAUGCAGAAAUAUAAGUUGGCUAUCCACCUACAGAAACACAAUGGUGAGACUAACUUCAGCUGUGAUAUUUGUGGGAAAGGAUUCAUCAGGAAAGAUCAUUUAAAUAAUCACAUCCAGUCACACAAUAAGGAUAGGCUUUUCUCUUGUAAGAUUUGUGGUCAAAGUUAUAAAACAGAGAAAUCGGUAAAGGCACAUGAAAGAUCCCAUGCUCCAGGGACAUUCCAAUGUCAUUUCUGUCAUAAGGUUUAUACACAGAACAGAUAUCUGAAGGUUCAUAUCAAUGAAAAACAUAAUCUUUCUCCGCUCAACAAAAGUAAUGGAUUGACAACCAGACAGAAACAGAAAUCGGAACUGGUUGAGUGUGAUAUAUGUCAAAAAUAUUAUCGAAAAAAUUAUAUCAAAACACAUGCUAAAAGUCAUGACGAAAGUGCCAAGGAUUUUGAGUGUCAGGUCUGUGGAAAACGAUUUGUAACGGAAAGUUAUUUAAAUUAUCAUGAAAACAUUCAUACAGGUGAAGGAAUAGAAGAGUGUGAUAUUUGUCAUAAAACGUUUGUCAAUCAAAGAUCCCUGCAGAAUCACAAGGUCAUACACACAGGGGCUCGCCCAUAUAAGUGUGAGAUUUGUAAUAAAACGUUCGCUCAUUCUUGUGUAUUAAAUGUACACAGGAAAACACACACCAAAGAUAAGACAUACACGUGUAAGGAAUGUGGUUUACAGUUUAGUUUACAGUAUUAUUUAAAGAGACAUGUUAAAUUCCAACACGGGACUGGGACGGUUUAUGAAUGUGAAAUUUGUGGGAAGGAAUUUAGAAGGAGUGACCAAAUUAAAAGACACAGAGAAAUGCAUGAAAGGACAGAAGAGAAAAACAAAUUGAAAGAAAAUAAAGAGAGUCAAGAAAAGAGGAAGAAAACAAUAAAGAAGACAGAAGAAGAGAAAAAGAAAUUGAAAGAAAAUGAAGGGAGUCAAGAAAAGAGGAGGAAAAUAAUAAAGACGACUACAACAGAAGAAGAGAAAAAAGAAGAAAAAGAACAACAUAUCAAAAGUGAUUCUUGUCCUGAUGAAAUAAGUUCAAUUAGGUCACGCAGAAAAAAGAGACAAAUUAAAGAGGAUGAUGAAAAUGCUAAACCUAAAUUGAAACGGAAAAAAAUAUCAAUAUGAAGAAAAACAAA
Messenger RNA from Mytilus trossulus (common blue mussel), 2605 nucleotides. Its product is annotated as zinc finger protein ZFP2-like. NCBI's taxonomy places the organism in Eukaryota, Metazoa, Mollusca, Bivalvia, Mytilida, Mytilidae. Gene Ontology annotation, molecular function: RNA polymerase II cis-regulatory region sequence-specific DNA binding; DNA-binding transcription factor activity, RNA polymerase II-specific. The record is from RefSeq and is a predicted model, not a curated record. Gene Ontology annotation, biological process: regulation of transcription by RNA polymerase II. The transcript has 4 exons. Gene Ontology annotation, cellular component: nucleus. Bases 264 to 2594 code for a protein of 776 amino acids.